This is a messenger RNA of Varanus komodoensis (Komodo dragon), 811 nucleotides long. RefSeq names its product acylphosphatase-2-like. Gene Ontology annotation, molecular function: acylphosphatase activity. The transcript has 4 exons. The coding region runs from base 1 to 297 and encodes 98 amino acids. Lineage: Eukaryota; Metazoa; Chordata; Lepidosauria; Squamata; Varanidae. The record is from RefSeq and is a predicted model, not a curated record.
AUGGCUUCUCCAGGGCUCUGGGCGUUCGACUAUGAGGUUUAUGGGGACGUCCAGGGUGUCUUCUUUAGAAAGUACACGGAAGACCAGGGGAGGAAGCUGGGAGUGGUCGGCUGGGUGAAGAACACGGCCCGUGGGACAGUGACCGGGCAGGUGCAGGGGCCGAAGGAGAAAGUGGAGAUAAUGAAGAACUGGCUGCGAAGUGUGGGAAGCCCCAUGUCACGCAUCGACCGCGCCGUGUUCUCCAACGAGCGGGAGAUCCCCAGUCUGGAGUUCCAGUCCUUCACCACGAAGUAUUAGAAGCCGUUCACGGAUCAGGAUGCGGGGGCCACCGCUAAGUCCAAGGAGCCAUUUCUGUACUCUGAAGGAAGCUUUAGCUUCUCCUUAUGGAGAAAGCUCUGCUCCCGCACGGUUUGGGUCCUCCACACGGCUGGCGAUGCGGUCACCCAACCCCACAUGAAUUCCACUGCUUUACACCACACGCGCAGGAGGGAGAGGGGAAAGGGAGCAGCUGUUGCAGAGGCCUGCGAAACUCCUAAUACCUUCUCCCCUCUGAGAUGCAUUCGUGAGCACUGUUGUGCAAUGUUAAAACCCUCUUUUGGACAAACAUAUUGAGUCUUUUGAGGAAUGAUAGCUCCUCCGUUCAACAGCUGGAGACUGGACAGAGCCCCGUUCCCCGAAUGUCAGUUUCCGCUCUGCAAGAUUGCAAAUUCAUUAAGGAUUAUCAGAGGAUGAAAACAAACUGCCAUUUGGGGGGCACUUGGAAAAGGGUCAGUGUCUAUAGGGCAAUUUUGAAUCAAAAAGCUGCGUUCUG